Messenger RNA from Pocillopora verrucosa, 673 nucleotides. RefSeq names its product TNF receptor-associated factor 4. Gene Ontology annotation, biological process: tumor necrosis factor-mediated signaling pathway; protein K63-linked ubiquitination. Lineage: Eukaryota; Metazoa; Cnidaria; Anthozoa; Scleractinia; Pocilloporidae. Gene Ontology annotation, molecular function: zinc ion binding. The record is from RefSeq and is a predicted model, not a curated record.
UGUUGUCCCCGUUUCAGCCUUUCUGUUUCAGCUCUCAGAUGAGAUGGACGACCAGGAGGCUUUGGAUUUAGAGAUCGCUUUUCAAGAAGCUGCUGACGGAAACGACCGUGAAGUCGAAGCGAAUUUCGCCAACCUAGAAGGCGGUCAAGGCGGAGAUGGAGAAAUUCACAACUGUCUUGGUGGCUACGAAUACGAAUUUGUGGACGGGAUAAAUGACGAUCAGAAGUGUCCAGUGUGCCUUUUUCCGAUGAAGGAUCCCGUUCAAAUUGAGUCAUGUGGCCAUAGACUUUGUAGAGAAUGUCUGAAGGGGAUUCUGGGGAGCGGUAAUCCAGUUUGUCCAAAGGAUCGGGAAAUAAUUAAUAUUGAUAAGGUCUUUUCAGACAAGGGCUUUGCCAGAGGAAUGUUAUCCCUUGAAGUUAGAUGCUUACAGAGUGAUAGAGGAUGUCUGUGGGUUGGUCAGUUGCGACAUGCAGAGGAACAUAUUGGGGAGUGUUCUUAUGAAGAUCAAAAUUGUUUGGCUUGCGACGCUCUUGUUCAAAGGCGACAUUUAGAAAUGCAUCAAAAUGACUCAUGCCCCAAAAGAAUCAUAGAGUGCGCUCACUGCCAGGAUGAAUACACUUUUAUGGAAAAACAGGCAAGUAUACGACUUGGCAUUUUAGAGAUCAUCCAUUAA